AUGGUGCUUCCAAUAUAUAGAGCUGUGGCUGAAUCCAGCGCACUCCUAUUGAUAGUUGCUACAUUGCAGGUUGUAUCGGUUGUCGUCAUGAACCAAAAGACAUCUUAUUUGAUGGACAAGUUUGGCGGAAACGAACCACCAGACAUGUGGUUUGGCAUUCAGAGUAAGCGAAUGUAUGAUUACCUUGCUGGAAUUGGGGUGGAAGGAAGAUUUGCCUAUCUGGAUGUGGUCAAAUGGGAUAUGGUGCCAACAAUUCCGAUAUACUCGACACUAUUGGGUUCCUUGCUUUACAAAGAAUGCAAGAAAGCUGGAAUUUCUCCCAAAUUAUCGUUGAUUAUUCUGCUUGCAACGAUUGGUGAUAUCAUCGAGACCCUUGGCUGUGGAUACGCCACCAAGACCUUUCUGAAGAUACCACUUACAAAGAAUGAAAUGACGGCUGUAUCGUAUGGGAAUCAAGUCAAGUGGAUUUCGUUGGGUGCGGGAAUUGCAAUGCUGGCUGUAUUGUUUUUGAAGAAUAUCUUUCUCCCAGUCGAAUACGGAAAACGUGUGCUGGCAAAUGGUGCCAUUAAAUUCAAAGAAGAGCCGAAAGGAACAUCAGCAAGUGAAAGUGGUGGUGAAGAAUCCUUAUCAUCGAAAAAGGAAGAAGUGAAGAAAGAGAAAUAA
Messenger RNA from Cylindrotheca closterium, 663 nucleotides. Lineage: Eukaryota; Bacillariophyta; Bacillariophyceae; Bacillariales; Bacillariaceae. The record is from the annotation of a GenBank genome assembly.